UAGUGUUCAGAAACCGAUGCUGCCUGCUCUCUUGCGCCAAAGUGCGGGUGCACCAAAGUUCGGGGAAUGUUGAUGAGAGAGUAGUAUAUCUAACAGCUUAUCUUCAAUACUACAGCAUCAUUCAUAAGACUGGGUUUUAGCUCAUACAUUAGGUGGUGGAGUACAGAUCGGGAAAUAAAUAAUUUCCAUUUUGGGAUGACGAUGCGGGGUGCUAGAUCUACGACGAUCGAUCUCUCAGCUCCUCUACUCAGCAUCUCAGCAACUAUCGCAGAUCAGAACACUCAGUAUAGACAGAAUGACACCCUCUGCAGCUUCCACAAGUGCAACAGCAGUGCGCAAUCCCGUGCAUCUCGCGCCGGUGCCUUACAAAUUAGUCGGCGUGAACGCGGCGCUCAAGGCAGCUUCGGAUCCGUCGUUCGAAGUCAAGCCCGAGAUAUUCUCAGAGUUUAGUCUCAAGGGCAAAACGGCGGCUGUCACCGGCGGAGAUGGAGGACUUGGACUGGAAUUUUGUAUUGUGCUGGCCGAGCUCGGGGCUGCUGUCUACGCGAUCGAUCUGCCAACGUCGGUCUCGAGUGACUUUGAGGCCGCGGUUGCGUACUGCAAGAAGUUGGGCACGAGUUUGAAGUACAAGUCCGCAGACGUGACGGAUCCUGAGCAAGUGAAUGCCGUGUUUGAGGAGAUUGCGAGUGAGAAUGAGGGCAAGGUCGAUGUACUGAUUGCGGCGGCGGGUAUACUUGGAAGCGAGAACGACGUCGAAAAGUACCCUCCGGAGCUGUUCCGGAAGGUCAUGGACGUUAACUGCAGUGGUGUGUUUUACUCUGCACAGGCAGCUUCUUCUAUAAUGAAGCGCGCGGGCGUUGCGGGCUCGAUUAUCUUGAUAGCCUCCAUGUCUGGAUCGGUCGUGAACCGGGAAAUGAAAUGGGCGGCAUACAACAUCAGCAAGUCCGCAGUGAUCCAGAUGGCGCGCUCGAUGGCAUGCGAACUAGGCCAGUUCGGCAUCCGCGUGAACUCGCUCUCGCCAGGCCACAUCCGCACUAAGAUGACUGCCGCGGUGCUCGACGUCGAGCCCGAGACCGAGGCGUUCUGGGCCAGUCUGAAUCCACUUGGUAGAAUCGGCGCGGUACACGAGUUGCGGGGCGUAGCGGCGUGGCUCGCGAGCGAUGCGUCGUCGUUCUGCACCGGCAGCGACAUCCUCGUCUCCGGCGGCCACACGGUGUGGUAGGAAGUAGAGAGCAGCCUGACAUAAGUGCUUAGUCACACACAAAUACAUUGUUACAUAAGCAAAUGCGGGGGAGGGGCAGGUGAGCCGCAGACCGGGAGUAAGUCCGGGGGGCGCGCGGAUGGACCCCGAACAGCAAUGCCGGACGCGGGGACGACGACCGAGGACACCGGCGCGGUGCCGCAGAGGCCAUCGGGCUAUAAUAACGCUCGUCUCUGCUUCUGCGCUUCCUGAUAUCGCAUUCACAUCACCAGCAAUGGCCACAAAGCACUUUUACCCGACCAUCGACGGCCUCGUCGACCAGGCGCUGCUCGGCACCGCGGCGUCGCAU
This is a messenger RNA of Myxozyma melibiosi, 1550 nucleotides long. RefSeq lists its product as uncharacterized. Gene Ontology annotation, cellular component: intracellular anatomical structure. NCBI's taxonomy places the organism in Eukaryota, Fungi, Ascomycota, Lipomycetes, Lipomycetales, Lipomycetaceae. The record is from RefSeq and is a predicted model, not a curated record. The coding region runs from base 296 to 1222 and encodes 308 amino acids. The transcript is spliced from 2 exons. Gene Ontology annotation, molecular function: oxidoreductase activity, acting on NAD(P)H, oxygen as acceptor.